Pezoporus occidentalis (night parrot) is the source of this 3672-nucleotide messenger RNA. RefSeq names its product B cell scaffold protein with ankyrin repeats 1 (gene BANK1). Gene Ontology annotation, molecular function: protein tyrosine kinase binding; signaling receptor binding. Gene Ontology annotation, biological process: negative regulation of B cell activation; negative regulation of phosphatidylinositol 3-kinase/protein kinase B signal transduction; B cell activation. Lineage: Eukaryota; Metazoa; Chordata; Aves; Psittaciformes; Psittacidae. The record is from RefSeq and is a predicted model, not a curated record.
AGGAAGUGAAAGAAUAAAAUGUGUAUAAGCAAUGCUAAUUCUGUUCUAUGUGUAUAUGUAUUUGGAGAUAGUCUUAAUUGACUAUCAUAUGUUGUGUUAUUAAUUGAAAAUUGAUCAUCCUUUUUCAGUCUCUCAGAAUUCAGGAAAGGAUCCAGCCUUGUUUCAUACUGUACAGCAAAACCCUGCUGGACCUUGCACAGAAAUAUUCAUUUGCUUAUUUAUGUUUUCACUGGUGUUUGUCACAUUAUCUGUGUGCCACAAAACUGUUAGUGUGUAUUUUGUUACUCACUUGUUAGUGUUGGAAUGUAUUUUCAUCCCACUUACUAGUGGAAAAAAAUGAUGAAAAGAUAAAAUUGCUUAUGAAUGUCACAUGUAAAUCAGAGGCAGUCCUGAAUGUGAAGCAGAAAGCCCUGACUCCUUGUCCCUGUGUUCAUUCUUCCCAGUUAUGUUUCUUUAUUUACAGAAGUGCUGUGUACCUGCUGCUUCUGUUUUUUUUUCAUGGGUGUUUGCAAGGCUUAGCAACACUUAAAUCAGUGACUGCAAAGCUGAGCACUCAGUAAAGGGGAAAUGAAAGAUGUGAAGACACAUGAGAGAUGUUUGACUUGCUUUCAGCAGAAAGCUCCGCUUCAUCUUUGUGACUCUUCUAUUAGUUGAAACAAUAUUUUAUCCUAAUUUUAUCCAUGAGGAAUCAAGAAAGAGAGAUCUGAAGGCCUUACUGUGGAAAGGUGACUCAGUGCUUUGGUUUACUGUUUUGGUUCAUCAUUUUAAAUGACUACUUCAGAUGUCAAGACAGAAAAUACAGAGGAUAUUCUCGUGAUAUAUGAACAAGAAGCAGAAGAGUGGGCUCUGUAUUUAAAAUCGCUUUUUGGACACAUAGUGAACGAAGAAGGAAUCUUACUCUACAAUAUAGAGACUUCGUCUUUCAAGCAGCAGGAGCUAUUCUCUUUACCAUCUUAUAAAUGUAAACUCCUUAUCCUAUCAUGUGGACUUCUUAACUGCCUGAAUCAAAAGAGAAGUUACUUUCUGGAGCAAGUUCUAAGACCUCCAGAUAAUGUGGUGAUUCUGCUUUGUGGGGUGGAGAAUUCGGAGAUACUUUAUGAGACACUGACCUUAGAUAGAGGCAGCAACGAGAUUUCCACUGAUCAGGAACCUGAAGAGUAUUUGUCUGUUGUUACUGGAAUUAUUCAACCAGGUAAGCCACAGAAUGAAAAUCCUGGAGACUCUUUGUCUGACAUCUGUGAAGUACUUCUUGCAGACGAUCACAAGACUAGCUCUGAUGCUACCUUGUCAGAUGUCAGGAGAGCAUCAGAAAAAACAGACCUCAUUUUUAAAACUUCUGAAACAUUAGAAACUAACAAGCAGUCGAUAUUGGUGCUUCCAGGAAGAAUAUCAUGUGAGAACCCUGGUGAAAUAUUCAUUUUGUUGAAAGAUGAAAUAGAUGAUGAAACUUUAGAAAUUGAAUUCAUAGCAGAUAAUCAACGAAUUAGGACACAGCCAGCCUCUUGGACUAAGAAGAUCAAGUACAUGAAAGCCUUAGAUUUUCCUGCUGGCCCUGUUUAUGUAAAUGUGUAUUGUGGAGGAGUCGUGAAGACCACAGCACAGAUUGAGUACUAUACUACACUAGAGGAGAUUGAGCACAUUUUUAAGAAAGUGGCUGACCCAAUAGCUUUCACUUGUCAGGCUUUUAAAUUUUCUUCUGUGGAGAAGCUGGACAAUGUUUUGACUUUUUUAUUGAAAAGCAAAAUGUCUACUUAUGAAUUCAGCCCAUUCCAGAAUGAAGAGCACCAUCAACAAGCUAAUAGCUAUUUGGAAGAAUUUCCUACUCUCCUUCACUGCGCAGCCAGAUUUGGAUUAAAGAACCUUGCAACUUUUCUACUCGAUUCUCCUGAGGCCACAAAGGCCUGCAAAAUAACCAACAAAUAUGGAGAGGAUCCAGCAACUAUCGCUGAGAAACACGGACACAGGGAACUAAGAAAAUUAAUCAGAGAAUUGUCAAUUAAUACAGCAGACAAUUUCACCAAUUGCAAGGUGGAAGCAGAAGACGAUGACACUUACGUGGUUAUGCUAGGCUCAGAAACUCAACCUGCCAUGACAUUAAAAGCCAAGCAGAACCCAGGAGAUCAAUAUGGAAUUGGCUCAAGAUGCCAACAAGAAGCUGAGGUGGGUGAGGAAAAGAAAGAUGAUAUAGAAGACAGCAGAGAGACAGAACAUGAAGAUCAAGAAGAUUCAUACAGCUUUCACAACCGUCCUGACAAUUUGUAUGCCAGCAUACCUGAUGUUCUCAAAGAGAAGAGAAGAGACUGCUUUUUUUGUAAGGGGCCGCCUCCUCCUCCCCCUUGAAACCUGCCUGGCAUCCUAAGACAGAAUGAUUUAUCAAAAGAGAGGAAGUCUGUGGAGGACGGAAGUGAAAGACAACAUGGUGAUGGACUUAUAACAGCAUGCUACAAAGAAGAUACAUGCGAGAGAGACAGUGAGGGGGAAGACCUGUACACUUUCAGGAUACUGGAUGAAUCUGUGUAUGAUUUCAUACCAGUUGAGGUCAAGUCUUUUAUCGUGAACAGGCCGCCAGCCCCUGCCCCUGCCCCUCGUCCAGUAUAUUCACCAGUCAGAGAGGAGACUGCUCCCUAUAUAGUGCAAGUGUUUCAGCAAAAGGCCACUCGAGUGCCCAGUGACAGCAACAGAACGUACUGUGAUGCCAGGAAGCCCACACACAGAGGUCAUGCUGACACAGUAACUGAUAGCACUGUGCAACACAGCAUCCCUACUGAACAGGAAGAACUCAUCCACUUGCAGGAACAGGUGGAAAACGGAACAACUUCUGUGUAUGAAACCCUUGACAGAUUUCAACAGUGGCAGAAGGAAAAACAGAGACUGCAGUCCUCUCAACAGGAAAAAGCACACCACCUUAGAGACAGCAUUGUUGGAAACAGACUAGAAAAGGAAAAUCGAAAUGUUCCUAAGGAAAGCAGACCAAAGAGCAUUCAUUUCAGAGACUUGUUGUUCCACAUGCCAUUUAAUAAAGCGGUAUGUAUGAAUGUUAGCAAUCCUCAGGUUUGUUUAAUGAAUUCUGGUUUUCACAUCUGCAUGCAGACACUCCCUCCUUUUAAACCCAUGGGCCUCCUUCUCCCCAUUCCAUGUUUGCAGUUGGCAUUUGGAUAGUCUUUUUUCAUAGAUGGUUUCUGAAGACUUGAUUGAAGAUUUAUAGAGAUCAUAACAAAAUCCUAUUAGAAAAAGAAUUUGGUUUUAUUCUAAUGAGAAAAGAAAAUAUCUGCUAUAAAUUAGAAUGGAAUAUAAUUUUUAGUUUCUUGAUAAGUUUGAUCUUGCUUCCAUGUAAUGAAAGUUAUUAAUGGGAACAGCACUCAGUUCAGUCCUCCAUUACACCAUUUGAUGCUAUCUUGAAGUUCAUGUCUCAUUUUGGAACAGUUUAAUAUAGGGCUGAAUAACACCCUCAAAAAGCCAGUCAGCUGCAAAGCAAAAAUCUCUGUCACUCUUAGAGAGAAAUAUCUGUAAACACCUACUUUAAGAACAACUAAAUAAGGACUAAGCAUAUAGAAUGUUCAUUUGCAGAAAGUGCAGGCACAGACUGUGAUAUCUCUCAUUACUAUAUAAUAUAGAUGUGGUCUUGCCCAUAGACACCACUAAUAUCUUUUUUCUAAGGGAAGUAAAAUGUCA